AUGACUUCAAAGGGGCUUCCAAGUGAAUUGGCAAGAACACUUAAAAGCUAUCAUCGCCCAGGCAAUCCCCUCGUCCUCGCUAAUGUACACGAUGUUUUCUCUGCCAAAGCCGUGGCUCCUCUGUCCUCAGCCAAGGCGUUAGCAACGGCAUCGUACUCUGUUGCAAUCAGUGCAGGAACCAGCGACGACGGUCUCACUCUAGAACAAAACGUGGCUGCGGCACGCCUGAUAGGCAAAGUGGCAAAGGAGCACAACAAACCUCUCACCGUCGACCUUCAAGAUGGAUACGGAGAGAGACUCGAAGAAGCCGUCCGCCAGAUCAUCGGGGCAGGUGCAGUGGGCAUGAACCUGGAAGACUACAACAAAGAAACCAAGCAGUUCUACUCGGUCGAUGAAGCAGCCGCACGGGUCAAGACUGCUGUCGAGGUCGGUGUGAAGGAAGGGAUACCAGCCUUUGUGGUGAAUGCUAGAUGUGACACGCUCGUCCAAGGUGGUGGAAUGGAAGAAACAAUUGAGAGAGGCCGACAGUAUCUCGCUGCUGGAGCCACGAGUGUGUUUGUGUGGGGAGGGAGUAAGCGAGGCGUCAGUCGGGCAGAAGUUGCGAAACUUGUCGAGGCAUUUGACGGUCGUUUGAAUGUUUCUUUGAGGUGGACUGACGGACUGACUGUCUCUGAGCUGGCCAAAAUAGGUGUUUCUCGCAUCAGUGUCGGGCCGACUAUCGCGUUUCUCGCCGUGGCUGAGUUUGAGCGGCAAGCACAGCAUUUACUUGAACAGGCUUAA
Messenger RNA from Exophiala spinifera, 780 nucleotides. RefSeq lists its product as uncharacterized. NCBI's taxonomy places the organism in Eukaryota, Fungi, Ascomycota, Eurotiomycetes, Chaetothyriales, Herpotrichiellaceae. Gene Ontology annotation, molecular function: catalytic activity. The record is from RefSeq and is a predicted model, not a curated record. The coding region runs from base 1 to 780 and encodes 259 amino acids. The transcript has a single exon.